CAUUCUUCAGUGUAGACACUUAGCAGGCCUUGAUAUAACCAUAACAAUCAUUCUUGUUUAUAAUAUAUCAGAGUAAAAGGUGGUACACGAAAAGUACAAUGGCGAAGGAGGUAACAGAAUUUAAAUAUCCGCUAUCCCUGGCAGACCGAGAAGAGCAGUUGUUCGAUAACGAGUACUUCUCGGACGUAAUUUUCUUGGUAGGUGAAAAUGGUGAACGCGUUUACGGUCACAGGAUUAUUCUAACGCUCGCAAGCGAAGUAUUUUACGUGCAGUUCAAUGGACAGUUUGAAGAAGCUCGACAGAGCGAUCAACCGAUCACUGUGACGGACAUAGAACCGCCAAUUUUUCGGGACGUUCUGCGCUACAUGUACUGUCAGAAGAUUGAUCUCUCCAAUGAGAACGUCAUUGAAGUUUAUUAUGCUUCGCAAAAGUAUCUUCUGACUGGACUUAAUGAAUUGUGUGAAAAAUAUUUCGCAUCCAAUGUCGAUGAGAAAAAUGUCCUUAAGUUGUUUGAGGAAAAUAGAAAGCAUGAGUUUGCGGUCGUGAACAAGCAUUGCUUAGCUGUGAUUCGCGACAACCCGUUAGCCUGUUUCCAGCAUAACGAUUUCCUGGCCCUAGAGAAGAAAUCUCUCGAAAUGAUAACAAGCAGUGCGAGAAUUAACUGCUGCCAGGAACAAUUGCACAAAGCAAUCAAGAAUUGGGCCAAAGACGAUGAGUCGCGAUCAGAGGACGCUGACCAAUUAACACAAAUCAUUUCCGAUGUACAGCACCGGAAGCACGAUUGCUUGAAAUUCUUUAAUUUUAAUCAAUUCAAGUUCGUUGAAAAUAUCUUUACACACGUGCGAAUCAAGAACGUCUACGGCGACAAACCGGUUGGUUUAUAUGGAUUGGGCAUCUUUGUAAAGUCCAAGUCACAGCCGAGCAAUGAUGCAAAAAUUAGCUUGAAGGUGCAUGUCGAAUAUUUCAACGCAUCAGGCCAGAUUAGACAAUACUCAGUCGAAAAAAUUGUUCCUUUGACGAUGGCAAUGCUCACCGAAAAAGUUUUUUUCGAGAAAUUCAUCAUCGAUGCUGAAUAUUACUGCGAGAUACAGGUGAGCUUCGUAAAGCUCUCUGCAUUGCCUCCUAUGUUCUGCCUAAAUGCAUUUGGAUCCAUUGACAGCACACUGCAAUUAGAAGACUUUUUAACACGUAGCGGUAGCACGAUAACCAAUUGCAUAGCUUAUUUGCUGUACAAGAAUAAGGUUGCGACCAGCUCGAGCUAA
Wyeomyia smithii (pitcher-plant mosquito) is the source of this 1262-nucleotide messenger RNA. RefSeq names its product BTB/POZ domain-containing protein 3-like. Gene Ontology annotation, cellular component: cytosol. The record is from RefSeq and is a predicted model, not a curated record. Gene Ontology annotation, molecular function: protein binding. Gene Ontology annotation, biological process: neurogenesis. Lineage: Eukaryota; Metazoa; Arthropoda; Insecta; Diptera; Culicidae. The transcript has 2 exons. The coding region runs from base 99 to 1262 and encodes 387 amino acids.